AUGGGAACGACACUGACGUUGGGAAGAUUCUUGCUCGGUUCAGUCGCCAUAAUCACUAGCAUUGGCGGCUUCAUUGCUGAUUGGGACCACACCCACGUCUACAAUCCAAAAUGGCCGCCCCAUGCCAAGUUCCACAACGGUCAAACGAUGAGCACUGGUCUGCUGCUUGGUCUCAGCGCUCUCUAUCAUCUCAUCCGGCCCAUCGCCAAUAAAAAAGAUUCGCUCCACUUCGUCAUCCUGCUGCUGAGUCUGAACUGGGUAGCGCAGCUUAGUGCCGCGGUGUACCCUGGCGCCCUGCCCGUCGACCCCGAGUUUGGCAAGGGAUUUCCUCAACUGUACAUUUGCGCUGUUCUCUUCUCUAUGAUCGGUAUUGGAUACUAUCUAGAACGGUCGCGCAUCAUCAAAGCCUCCCACCAGAUUCACUCCAAGGCGACCUAA
This is a messenger RNA of Parastagonospora nodorum SN15, 438 nucleotides long. RefSeq lists its product as hypothetical. The record is from RefSeq and is a predicted model, not a curated record. The transcript has a single exon. NCBI's taxonomy places the organism in Eukaryota, Fungi, Ascomycota, Dothideomycetes, Pleosporales, Phaeosphaeriaceae. The coding region runs from base 1 to 438 and encodes 145 amino acids.